This is a messenger RNA of Orycteropus afer afer, 306 nucleotides long. The record is from RefSeq and is a predicted model, not a curated record. Lineage: Eukaryota; Metazoa; Chordata; Mammalia; Tubulidentata; Orycteropodidae.
AUGUCCAGUGAUGAUAAAAGUAAACCUGGUGAACAAAAGAAUGAACCUAAGUGUGAACAAAAGUGUGAACCUAAAUGUGAACAAAAGUGUGAGCCCAAAUGCCAGCCCAGCUGUUUAAAGAAGCUGUUGCAACGGUGCUCUGACAAGUGUCCACGUGACAAGUGUCCAUCACCAUGUGUACCAAAAGGCCCCCCUCCAUGCCCUCCACCAUGUCCCACUUUGUGCCCCCCACCAUGCCCUUCUAAGCCCAUCUGUGCCAAGCCCUGUCCUCCUAAAUGCCCUUCUCCCUGCCCACCCCCAGAGUGA